GGUGAGCGUGGGCAUGCGUGUUGGAAUGGGGCGGGAGACAGCAGGGGGAGGGAGGAAGGGACAGACGGGAAGAAAAGUUUAAUUUCACUUUCACUUUUGAGGCGCGCUCUCCACCAUUAGCCUGGAGCACAGCUAAGUGAGUAAACAGAUUGGGAAAAAAGCCUAUCAGAACGACAGACACACUCUCAGCUGUCAUGACCUUCCAGUACCCCGCCGCAAGACGCGAUGAGAAGAAGGUGGAUGACUAUCAUGGGGUCAAGAUCUCGGAUCCCUAUGCCUGGCUAGAGGACCCUGAUAGUGAGGAAACCAAGGCUUUUGUGGAGGCACAGAACAAACUGACAAUGCCUUUCCUGGAGAAGUGUACCGUGAGACCGCUUUUCCACAAGCGACUCACUGAGCUCUAUGACUACCCCAAAUACAGCUGCCCCUACAAGAGGGGGAACAGGUACUUCUACUUCCACAACCAGGGCCUGCAGAACCAGGACGUACUCUACGUGCAGGACUCUCUAGAUGCCGCCGCCACUGUGUUCUUCGACCCAAACGCCCUGUCUGAAGACGGAACUGUGUCCCUAAAGAUGGGACGCUUGUCUGAAGAGUGCGAGUACUUUGCGUAUGGCCUGAGCACCAGCGGCUCUGACUGGGUGACGGUGCGCUUCAUCAAGGGAGACGAUCUGAGCCCACUGCCUGAUGUGCUGGAGAGGGUCAAGUUCAGCUGCCUGGCCUGGACCCAUGAUGCAAAGGGUGUAUUUUACAACUGCUACCCUCCCCAGGGUGGAAAGGCAGAUGGCACAGAGACAACAUCAAACCUCAACCAGAAGCUGUACUACCAUGUGAUAGGCACCAGCCAAUCAGAGGAUAUCCUGGUGGCUGAGUUUCCUGACAACCCAAAAUGGCACAGUGGCGUGACGAUCUCUGAUGAUGGUCGCUAUGCUGUUCUGUCCAUCACUGAAGGCUGUGAGCCGGUGAACCGGUUAUGGUACUGUGAUCUGCAGCAGCUACCCAAUGGGAUCACUGGGAUGCUCCCGUGGGUUAAGCUGGUGGACAACUUCGAGGCCCAGUACUCGUACGUCACCAACGAGGGCAGCGUCUUCACCUUCCGAACCAACCUGCAGGCACCGCGCUACCGGCUCAUCAACAUCGACCUGCAGAAGCCCGACCCAGCCCAGUGGACCGCCCUCAUCCCUGAGCACCCCAAAGACGUCCUUGGUAUUGUGGCCUGUGUGAACCAGCGCCAUCUCCUGGUGAACUACGUGCACGACGUGAAGGACGUGCUGCAGCUGCGAGAGCUGUCCUCGGGCAAGCUGAUCCGGGACCUGCCCCUGGAUGUGGGCACAGUGGCGGGCAUCAGCUGCAAGAAGAAGCACCCCGACUUCUUCUACAAGUUCACCUCCUUCACCACGCCAGGGAUCAUCUACCACUGUGACCUGGGCCAGGCUGCUCCGGAGCCCCGCGUCUUCAGGGAGGUGGAGGUGAAGGGCAUCCAGCAGGAGGACUACCAGACCUCGCAGGUGUUCUACCCCAGUAAAGAUGGAACACAGAUCCCCAUGUUCCUGGUUCACGCCCGUGGCAUCAAGAGAGAUGGAACGCACCCCGUCUUCCUGUACGGUUACGGAGGCUUUGAACACUCCAUUCAGCCACAUUACAACGUGUCGUACCUGUUGUUCGUCAGACACCUGGGCGGCAUUCUGGCUGUGGCCAACAUCCGCGGAGGGGGAGAGUAUGGCCAAACCUGGCACAAAGGUGGCACUCUUGGAAACAAGCAGAACUGUUUUGACGACUUCCAGUGUGCUGCUGAGUAUUUGAUCCAGGAGGGUUACACCACGGCCAGCCGCAUAGCCAUCAAUGGAGCCUCCAACGGGGGACUGCUCGUGGCGGCAUGUGUGAACCAGCGGCCGGAGCUGUUCGGCUGUGCUGUGGCUGAGGUUGGCGUAAUGGACAUGCUCAAGUUCCAUAAAUUCACCAUCGGACAUGCCUGGACCACCGACUACGGCUGCGCAGACAAGCCUGAGGAGUUCCAGUGGCUCAUCAAGUACUCCCCUCUCCAGAACCUCCCCCCUGCUCCGCGGGAUGGGCCCCCGUACCCGGCCAUGCUGCUGCUGACGGCGGACCACGACGACCGGGUGGUGCCCCUCCACACGCUCAAGUACGUGGCAGCCCUCCAGCACGGCGUAGGGUGCAGCCCUGGCCAGCAGCAGCCCCUGCUGGUGCGCGUGGACACCCGCAGCGGCCACGGCGCCGGCAAGCCCACCACCAAAGCCAUCCAGGAGGACGCCGACAUCUACUCCUUCGUCGCCCAGGUGCUGGGUAUCAGCUGGAGGGACUGAGAGAGAGAGAGAGAGAGAGAGAGAGAGAGAGAGAGGGAGGGAGAGGAAACAUACAGAUACACAACUGAACAGAACAGAUCUGGUGGAAACAAUCGAAUAAGCAAUAAACAACGUGUACACAUCUGAUUUCUUUUCCUCUUUUCUUAACAUAGCACUCAAAAUUCACGGUUAUUCUAAAAUACAGUCAACAUCAAAAGAAAGUACUUUUGUCAAAAAUAAAACUUUUACUACCACUGCCAAAUAAAAUCAUGAUUCUCAA
Clupea harengus (Atlantic herring) is the source of this 2583-nucleotide messenger RNA. Its product is annotated as prolyl endopeptidase. Lineage: Eukaryota; Metazoa; Chordata; Actinopteri; Clupeiformes; Clupeidae. Gene Ontology annotation, molecular function: oligopeptidase activity; serine-type endopeptidase activity. Gene Ontology annotation, cellular component: cytosol. The record is from RefSeq and is a predicted model, not a curated record. Gene Ontology annotation, biological process: proteolysis.